Fusarium pseudograminearum CS3096 is the source of this 1734-nucleotide messenger RNA. RefSeq lists its product as uncharacterized. Gene Ontology annotation, molecular function: amino acid transmembrane transporter activity. The coding region runs from base 1 to 1734 and encodes 577 amino acids. Gene Ontology annotation, biological process: amino acid transmembrane transport. The record is from RefSeq and is a predicted model, not a curated record. NCBI's taxonomy places the organism in Eukaryota, Fungi, Ascomycota, Sordariomycetes, Hypocreales, Nectriaceae. The transcript has 3 exons. Gene Ontology annotation, cellular component: membrane.
AUGGCUGUUGAAAAAGUCACUAGCGAUGCCCCCGUCGUGGGUGAAAAGAGCGUCGUGAGAGAUGUCGACGAGAGAGCCCCCGAGGCCUUUACCGCCACGGGAGAAGAGUAUGAGCAGGAGGAUUUCAUGACCAGGACGGGUCUGAAUGCAAAGUCGUUUACGAGAAAGCAUUAUGGCCUGGGUCUUGUGGAGCUGGAUCGCAAGAUGAAGCCGAGACAUCUUCAGAUGGUUGCUAUCGGAGGAUCAAUCGGUGCUGGAUUCUUUGUCGGUUCUGGUUCUGCUCUGAGCAAGGGUGGCCCUGCUACUUUGUUCAUCGACUUCUUCCUCGUCGGAGUCAUGGUCUUCAAUGUCGUCUACGCAAUGGGCGAAUUAGCCGUCAUGUAUCCCAUCUCUGGCGGUUUUUACACCUACGCUGCUCGCUUCAUCGACCCUGCCUUUGGCUUCGCAAUGGCCUGGAACUACUGCCUUCAAUGGGCCGCCACGCUUCCUCUGGAACUAACAGUCUGCGCCAUCACCAUCCAGUACUGGGCCCCUGAUUCGAAUCCCGGCAUCUGGAUCGCUGUCUUUCUCAUUGCCAUCAUCAUUCUCAACAUGUUUGGCACAAUGGGCUACGCCGAAGAGGAAUUCUGGGCUGCGUGCUUCAAACUUACGUCGAUUUCCAUCUUCAUGAUCAUCGCACUCGUGCUCGUCUGCGGCGGAGGACCUUCAAGCGGUAGUUACAGCACAUACCAGGGAUUUAAGCUCUGGGAGGACCCAGGCGCUUUCAAAAACGGUUUCAAAGGAUUUUGCUCUGUUUUUGUUACUGCGGCGUUUUCUUUUGCCGGCUCCGAACUCGUUGGUCUCGCUGCAGCUGAAUCUCGAAACCCGACAGAGUCCGUCCCCAAAGCGAUCAAGCAGGUGUUUUGGCGAAUCUGCUUGUUCUACAUUGUUGCGUUGCUAUUCGUUGGUAUGCUGGUCAGCUGCAACGACGAGAACCUCCUGAGCUCCAGCUCCUACUCCAACAGCGCCGCCUCACCUUUCGUCCUCGUUGGAAAAUACUCUGGCCUCAAGGGUCUCGAUCACUACAUGAACGCCGUCAUCCUUUCAUCCGUCUUGUCUCUCGGUAUCGCCUCUGUGUACGGCGGAUCGCGCACGCUUCUUGCUCUUGCGCAGCAGGGUUUUGCGCCUAAGAUCUUUACAUGGGUUGAUCGCGCGGGUCGACCUUUGCCAUCUGUUGGAUUCAUCAUUGCUUUUGGAUGUCUUGCUUUCCUGAACCUUGACGCGGCUGGCCCUGUUAUUUUUGACUGGCUUUUGGCUUUGUCUGGUUUGGCUAUGCUUGUUUGCUGGGGCUCUAUCUGUCUUGCGCACAUCAGAUUCAGAGCUGCGUGGAAGUACAAUGGACACACCCUUGACGAAAUCCCUUUCAAGGCUAUCGGUGGCGUCUACGGAUCCUGGAUUGGUUUGAUUUUCGUUGUUGUUAUUCUCAUUGCCCAGUUUUACGUCGCUAUUGUUGCUCCAGUAGGCGAGUCGGGUAUGGGAACAGUUGAAGAUUUCUUCAUGCAGUACCUUGGACUGCCCAUUGUUUUGGCGUUCUGGGCCGGUGGCGUUAUCUGGAAGCGAACGAGCUGGAUCAGCAUCGACAAGAUUGACAUCGACACGGGACGACGUGAACACGACUGGAAUUCCAUCAACGCUUGGCGAGCUGAGCUUGCUACGUUCCCUUGGUGGAAGCGAUUGAUGUAUACACUGUUUUAG